Folsomia candida is the source of this 665-nucleotide messenger RNA. Its product is annotated as FAS-associated factor 2-like. Lineage: Eukaryota; Metazoa; Arthropoda; Collembola; Entomobryomorpha; Isotomidae. The annotation marks the transcript as partial. The transcript has 3 exons. The record is from RefSeq and is a predicted model, not a curated record.
CUUCACCAAGGUGUUGCUGACAAUGAAGAUUUCCUUGUCGCUGCAAGACAGGAUCGCUAUGAACGGGACAUGACGCAACAUUUACGUCAGCAACAGGACGAAGCCUACUUACAAAGUUUUAAAGCUGAUCAGGAAAAGGAGAAACGAAAGAAGGAGAUAUUAAACGGCAGCAAAAGGAAGCUGCAUCUCUACCAGUUUGUCUUUAGUCAUGCCGAAGCACCCAACAAUUUUGAUAUCGCCACAAACUUCCCCAAGCGCAGUCUUCCUUGCAAGACGACGUCCAAAGGCAAUCCAACUCCUCCGACAUUCAUGGACGUUGGAUUAAGAAAAAAUGAAAUGUUGUUUGUAUAUGAUUUAGAAUCAUAGUUCAUUAGUUUUAAUUAUCGUAAUAGCUUAAUCGUCACCUCAAUCCCUGAUAUCUCAAUUAAUUAUUCUAACAAUUCAUUUUAUAGUCAUUUUAAUUUCGGUUUGGUGCGUAAUUUUAUUGCUCGUAAAAUCAAUCCCAAUUUUUAUCACAGAGAAUAUUUAUUAGAUAUUCUCUUCGUGUCGUCGUAUGUUAUUAGUAAGAUCAAAUCUUGAAACGUAUCGACGUCAUCACAUUGUAUUGUAUCCAGCAUGUUGGUUUUAGAAUUAAACUAUUUAUUUAAUUUUUAAAGGUCCUCCAA